This is a messenger RNA of Eriocheir sinensis (Chinese mitten crab), 1514 nucleotides long. RefSeq lists its product as uncharacterized. NCBI's taxonomy places the organism in Eukaryota, Metazoa, Arthropoda, Malacostraca, Decapoda, Varunidae. The transcript is spliced from 5 exons. The coding region runs from base 29 to 715 and encodes 228 amino acids. The record is from RefSeq and is a predicted model, not a curated record.
CUCAAGACGUCAACACUGGGAGUAUAUAAUGCCGCUAGCCGUGCUGAACGCGUCCUUAGCCUUGAUCUUGAAGCGGUGGUCGGUCGGCAGCAUGCGGUUCUUUGUACUAAUGGUGGUAGUAACGCUGGUUACAGCUACAGAGCAAGUCUUCAACCAGCCGUACCAGUACUACAAGGCCGAUGGUGCCAGCUUUGUGUAUGGAUAUCCGUUUCCUGAGUAUCUGACUCACGGCAGCCCCUUUCAUUAUGUCAACACGUAUGGUCAGCCCACCUUCCUGGCUCCCCCGCUGCUCGGCCUCGGGGCUCCUGUUCAGCCAAUAUCAUCGCCUGCUGUGGGACUGAGGGCACUACCAGUUCCUUCUGUGUCAGCCAACGUGCAUGUAGAAGAGCAGCAGCUGCAGCAAAUUAAUAAUGAAGACAGAAUGAGGUCUUCUUUGUCGCCCAUGCUCAAGCUGGCGGUUGACGCUGGAUUCGUGCGAGCAUCGGGAAGCUCUCAAUCAGGCUCUUCUCAGUAUGAAGUUUCCGAAGAGCUGGCCAAGGACGCAGGCAGUGUGUCCGAGCUGGCGUAUCGUCUGGGGGCCAUUCCUGUCGCCGCCGUGCACGACGUUCAGAUGCGGCCCAAUGAAAUUAUCCCCGAGGAGAGUUUUUCCCCCGUACUGCAUCACAAGAGCAUGCCUCAAGUCACCAGGUACACUCUCGAGGUGCCCGUCCAGUAGUCUCACCAAGUCAGGAACCAUUUGGCUGAUAUAUGAAAUGUAUGGAUCGAUAUUAUCUUGAUAGGCUAUGGUGAAUUGCUGCUUUGGAACACAGUGCACGUCGAGCCACAGCUUCUUAGUUGCUCCUUUAAGGAAGCCUUCGUAUCGUUAGUGAGUGUAUUCGGGUACUCCAUCAAUUGGUGUCCCCCGUUGUUAUCAACUAUAGUGCUCGAAACGAUAAACAGUUGAUCACCUGUUAAUUGUUAUUUAUAGGCAAUGGGCGUCAAUGGUCCCAUAUAUUAGUCUUAAUUUUUUUUUCAGUUUCAUCAAUCUCAAAGAUUGUGACCACAGGAGAGAGAGAGAGAGAGAGAGAGAGAGAGAGAGAGAGAGAGAGAGAGAGAGAGAGAGAGAGAGAGAGAGAGAGAGAGAGAGAGAGAGAGAGAGAGAGAGAAAUUAGAAGCUUUGAUAAUAUAAAACUAGAAAAUAAAAGUAUUUUGUAUUUUUUCAAUAAUCACAGGUAAAGAAGCUCCAACUGAUAAAAACAAACAUUCUUUGUGUCAAUGUAUUUCAGUGACUUAAGAUGGUGUCAUCACAUUCUUGGUUAAAUCACUGGUCAACAAAAUGAAACUUUUUUUAAUCAUCAGAGAUGCAAACUGACUUUUCUGUGUUUAUUUUUUAUGCUGAUUACGGAUCUGAAGUCCGCUUUUCUCUAUCAGGUCACAUUUUAAUGUUACUGAUACCUGUUGUUUUAACGUACAGGGUAUGUAAACUUGUAAAGCAUAUCUGUAUAAGAUUUAUUGAGUACAAGAUAUGACACUUA